Messenger RNA from Lethenteron reissneri (Far Eastern brook lamprey), 9247 nucleotides. RefSeq names its product filamin-C-like. NCBI's taxonomy places the organism in Eukaryota, Metazoa, Chordata, Hyperoartia, Petromyzontiformes, Petromyzontidae. Gene Ontology annotation, molecular function: actin filament binding. The record is from RefSeq and is a predicted model, not a curated record. Gene Ontology annotation, biological process: actin cytoskeleton organization.
AGCAACACAGAAGCAGCAGCAGCAGCGGCAGCAUCAGCGGACGCGCAAGAGGAACUUCGAUCGAGAACGAUAAACGCGACCAGGCAGCACUCCGAUCGCUGUGAACGAAUCACGCGUCUCUCUCUCCUCUCUUCGUCUCACCCCGCGUUUGCGAGAAGACUCGACGAAAUCGGCUGCGGAUCCACGAACGCCUGCAGAUUUUGCCGGAUCUCCUCGCGAGUUAUUUUUAGACGAGCAGAUAAGGGAGGCGGCGAGGAGUGGCCGAGCUGUUGGCCCACCUCUUCUCCCCCUGCGCCUUUUGCGCACUUCGCGUGGCGCUCAGCUCUCGGCAGACGCCAGAGGCCUCUUCCCGCAAGAAGUUUUUAAACAAGACAGACGUUUAACCCUCGACCCACCAAACAAGUCGUCGUGUUACAGCUUUGUUACCAAAGGCAGGCGAGGGUGUAAUCGGCAUCAUCAGCAGCAGUAGAAGAAGAACCGCGCUCUCGAGAUGGAUCUAGAACCGCACUAUGUUGCGCAUUCGCGCGGAGAUCGCAUGAACGGCUCCCCCGAGGAGGAGCUCCGCGGCCAGGAGGUGCAGGCAGAGGACGAGAUCCCGGCUGGCGAGAAGGAGCUUGCCGAGGACGCGCCAUGGAAGAAGAUUCAGCAGAACACGUUCACCCGCUGGUGCAACGAGCACCUCAAGUGCGCCAACAAGACGGUGACCGACCUGCAGAAGGAUCUGGCGGACGGCCUCAGGCUCAUCUCGCUGCUGGAGGUGCUGAGUCAGAAGAGGAUGUACCGCAAGUACCACUCGAGGCCAAACUUCAGACAAAUGAAGCUCGAGAACGUGUCCGUGGCCCUGGAGUUUCUGGAGCGGGAGCACAUCAAGCUGGUGUCCAUAGACAGCAAAGCCAUCGUGGAUGGGAACCUGAAGCUGAUCCUGGGCCUUGUUUGGACACUGAUCCUGCACUACUCCAUCUCCAUGCCCAUGUGGGAUGACGAGGACGAGGAGGAGAUGAAGAAGCAGACGCCAAAGCAGCGCCUGCUGGGCUGGAUCCAGAACAAGGUCCCGCAAAUUCCCAUCACCAACUUCCAUCGCGACUGGCAAGACGGCAAGGCCCUGGGGGCACUGGUGGACAACUGCGCUCCCGGCCUGUGCCCCGACUGGCAGUCCUGGGACCCCAACAAGCCAGUGGACAAUGCUCGGGAGGCCAUGCAGCAGGCGGAUGACUGGCUCGGCGUCCCACAGGUAAUCGCCCCGGAGGAGAUCGUCGACCCCAAUGUGGACGAGCACUCGGUGAUGACCUACCUGUCGCAGUUCCCCAAGGCCAAGCUGAAGCCGGGGACCCCCCUCCGGCCCAAGAUCGACCCCAACAGCGUGAAGGCCUUCGGGCCAGGUAUCGAGCGCUCGGGUAACGAGGUGACGCGCCCCGCGAAGUUCACCGUGGAGACGCUCAACGCAGGUGUGGGCGAGGUGCUGGUGUACGUGGAGGACCCCGAGGGGCACACCGAGGAGGCCAAGGUGACGCCCAACAACGACAAGAGGCGCACCUUCUCCGUCGUGUACCACCCCAAGGUGGCCGGCCUGCACAAGGUGACUGUGCUGUUCGCCGGACAGCACAUCCCCGGCAGCGUGUUCCAGGUCGACGUGGCGACGGUCGCCGUGGGCGACGCCAGCAAGGUGACAGCACGGGGACCCGGCCUGGAGCCGAGCGGGAACGUGGCCCAUAAGCCCACCUACUUUGAGAUCUACACCGCGGGAGCGGGCGUGGGCGAGGUGGGCGUGGUGAUCGUGGACCCACAGGGCCGUGCCGACUCGGUGGAGGUGUCGCUGGAAGACCGCGGGAACAGCGUGUACCGUUGCACGUACCGGCCCGUCACCGAGGGCCCGCACGCUGUGCACAUCACCUUCGCCGGGGAGCCCAUCCCCCGCAGCCCCUACACCGUUGUCAUCUCGCAGGCCUGCAACCCGAGCGCGUGCCGCGCGUGGGGCCGCGGGCUGCAGCCCAAGGGAGUGCGCGUCAAGGAACACGCCGACUUCCGCGUGCACACCAAGGGCGCCGGCACAGGAGAGCUCAUUGUCACCAUCCGCGGCCCGCGUGGCACGGACGAGGCGGUGAAGCGCACAGACGUCGGCGAUGGCGUCUUCGAGUUCGAGUACUGCCCCGCGGCGCCCGGGAAGUACACGAUCACUAUCACUUGGGGCGGCCACAACAUCCCUCGCAGCCCUUUCGAGGUGAUCGUGGAGGUGGAGGCCGGCACACAGAAGGUGCGGGCCUGGGGGCCCGGCCUCGAGACCGGCGUUGUCGGGAAAUCGGCAAACUUCGUGGUGGAGGCCGUGGGGACAGAGGUCGGCACGCUCGGCUUUUCAAUCGAGGGGCCGUCGCAGGCGAAGAUCGAGUGCGAGGACAAGGGCGACGGCUCGUGCGACGUCUGCUACUGGCCCACGGAGCCGGGCGAGUACGCGGUGCACGUCGUGUGCGACGAUGAGGACAUCAAGGGCAGCCCCUUCAUCGCCCACAUCCUCCCGGCACCACUUGACCACUUCCCCGAGCGCGUCAAGGCCCACGGCCCGGGCCUGGCGCACACGGGCUGCGUGGUGGACGCGCCGGCAGAGUUCACCGUGGACGCUCGCGCCGCGGGGAGAGGGGCGCUCAAGAUCUAUGCCCAGAACGCCGAGGGGGAACUGAUCAAUGUGGAGGUCCGCGACAACCACGAUGGAACGUUCCACUGCUGCUACACUCCGCGCAAGGCCAUCAAGCACACCAUCAUCAUCGCGUGGGGCAGCGUCAACAUCCCACUCAGCCCCUUCAGGGUGAAUGUUGGAGAAGGGAGCCACCCGGAGAACGUGAAGGUGUACGGCCCGGGUGUGGAGAAAACCGGCCUCAAGGCCAACGAGCCGACCUACUUCACCGUCGACUGCAGCCAAGCCGGCCAAGGCGACGUGAGCAUCGGCAUUAAGUGCGCCCCAGGGGUCGUGGGCCCCACGGAGGCCGACAUUGACUUUAACAUCAUCAAAAACGACAACGACACCUUCACCGUCAAGUACUCGCCACCGGGUGCCGGCCGCUACACCAUCAUGGUGCUGUUCGCUGAGCAGGAAAUCCCGUCCAGCCCGUUCCGGGUGAAGGUCGACCCAUCACACGAUGCCAACAAGGUCAAGGCCGAGGGCCCGGGACUCCGGCCACAAGGCGUGGAAGUGGGCGUGCCAACCCACUUCACGGUGUUCACCAAGGGUGCCGGCAAGGCCGGACUCGAGGUCCACUUUACCAGCUCCACCAAGGGCGACGCCGUGCGCGACUUUGAGAUCAUUGACAACCACGACUUCACCUACACCGUGCGCUACACGGCCAUGCAGCAGGGCUCCAUGACGGUGGUGGUCACCUAUGGCGGGGACCACGUUCCCAAGAGCCCCUUCACCGUCGCCGUGGCGCCGGCACUGGACCUGAGCAAAGUUAAAGUCAGCGGCCUGCAGUCGCGCGUCGACGUGGGCCGCGAGCAGAGCUUCACCGUGGCAACACGCGACGCCGGCGGGCAGGGAAAGCUGGACGUGCGUGUGUGGGGGCCCUCGCGCAAGCCUGUGCCAUGCCGCAUAGAGCCGGCGCCCCCCGCGGCCGGGCCAGGCGCCCCCCUCUCCGUGCACUACGUGCCCAAGGAGGAGGGGCCCCACAAGGUGGAGGUGACGUACGACGGGCACCCGGUGCCCGACAGCCCCUUCGCCGUGGAGGCCAUCACGCCCGCCGACCCCACCAAGGUGCGUGCCUACGGGCCGGGCCUGAGUGGCGGUGAGGUGGGCAAGCCGGCGCCGUUCACCAUCGACACGAAGGGUGCCGGCACGGGCGGCUUGGGCCUCACGGUGGAGGGGCCGUGCGAGGCCAAGAUCCAGUGCCAGGACAACGGCGAUGGCUCGUGCUCCGUGUCGUACCUCCCGACGGCGCCGGGGGAGUACACCAUCAACAUUCUGUUCGCUGACACCCACGUGCCGGGCUCGCCCUUCCGAGCUCAGGUGCGCCCCUCGUUCGACCCGAGCAAGGUGACGGUUCGGGGCCCCGGGCUGGAGCGCGGCAAGGCGGGCGAGGCGUGCGUCUUCGCGGUGGACUGCUCCCGUGCCGGCACGGCCGAGCUCACUGUGGAGGUGGUGCAGGCGGACGGCGCAGCACGCGCCGAAGUGCGUGUCCACGACAACGGCGAUGGCACCUACGCCGUCACCUACGUGCCGCCCGGCCCGGGCCUGUACGCCGUCACCGUGAAGUACGGCGGGGUUCCCGUGCCGCGCGUGCCCGUGCGCGUGCGCAUCGAGCCGAUCGUCGACACCAGCGGAGUGCGCGUUUUCGGCCCCGGCGUGGAGCCUCGCGGCGUGCUGCGUGAGGUGAGCACCGAGUUCACCGUGGAUGCUCGCUCCCUGUUCUCUGCUCGCUCCACGACCACCACCACCACCACGACGACCACCGUGGCAAGGGGCAGCCCGGGGGUGGCUGCAGGGAAGGUGCGGGCGCGCCUCACGGGGCCGUCGGGCACCAAGACGGACGCCACGCUCACCGACCAGGGAGACGGCACCUACCGCGCCGAGUACACCGCCUACGAGGAGGGCGUGCACACGGUGGAGGUGACGGUGGACGAGGUGCCAGUUCCGCGGAGCCCGUUCCGCGUUGAGGUCAAGGAGGGCUGCGACCCCACCAGGGUGCGGGCCUACGGGCCCGGCCUGGAGGGAGGCCUCACGCACACCCCCAACCGCUUCACAGUGGAGACUCGCGGUGCGGGCACGGGCGGCCUGGGCCUGGCCAUCGAGGGCCCCUCCGAGGCCAAGAUGCUCUGCAAAGACAACAAAGAUGGCAGCUGCAGUGUGGAGUACAUCCCCUUCACCCCCGGGGACUAUGACAUCAACAUCACCUUCGGGGGCCUUCACAUCCCCAGGAGCCCGUUCCGGGUGCUGGUGAAGGACGCAGUGGAUGCCAGCAAGGUGCGCUGCUCGGGGCCUGGCUUGGGGCCUGCGGUACGCGCCGGGAUUCCGCAGACCUUUACGGUCGACUGCAGCAAGGCCGGUCGUGCCACGCUGGAGGUUAUGGUGCUGGAUCCACGCGGUCUGCCCGAGCCACUGGAGGUGCAGGACAACGGGGACGGUACGCACACGGUCAAUUACCUGACGAGCCAGGAUGGGCCCUACACCAUCGGGGUCAAGUACGGGGACCAGGAGGUGCCCCGCAGUCCAUUUAAGAUCAAAGUGCUGCCGACGCACGAUGCUAGCAAGGUGAAGGCGAGUGGGCCCGGCCUCAACUCGUCGGGCGUGUCGGCGAGCCUCCCUGUCGAGUUCACCAUCGACGCACGCGACGCCGGAGAGGGCCUCCUGACAGUGCAGAUCACGGACGCGAAGGGAAACACGUCCGAGGCGACGAUUUUCGUUCGCGAUUGGAAAUCCCGAGCGAUGGAGGGCUCAAAGCCUUCUCCCCAGGCCCCUCAGGCCGCCCCCCACUCCACCCCAACCACCUUCUCCGACCCGGACGGGAAGCCGAAAAAAGCGAACAUCAGGGACAACGGCGAUGGCACGUACACGGUGUCGUACGUGCCGGACAUGACGGGGCGCUACACGAUCACCAUCAAGUACGGCGGAGACGAGAUCCCCUACUCACCGUACCGCAUCCGCGCCCUGCCCACCGGCGACGCCAGCAAGUGCACCGUGACUGUGUCCAUCGGGGGCCACGGGCUGGGCGCCGGUGUGGGCCCCACGAUCCAGAUCAAUGAGGAGACGGUGAUCACGGUGGACGCCAAGGCGGCCGGCAAGGGCAAGGUGACGUGUUCGGUGUCCCGCCCCGACGGUGCCGAGCUGGACGUGGACGUGGUGGAGAACCGCGAUGGCACCUUCGACAUCUACUACACGGCGCCCGAGCCGGGCAACUACACCAUCACCGUGCGUUUCGGCGGCGAGCUGGUCCCCAACAGCCCCUUCCACGUGCUGGCCACGGACCAGCCGCCCCGCGGCACGGACGCCACCCCCGGCGGGCUCCGGCCGUUUAACCUCGUCAUCCCGUUCACCGUGCAGAAGGGGGAGAUCACCGGACAAGUCCGUAUGCCGUCAGGAAAGACGGCACGCCCGGACAUCACGGACAACAAGGACGGAACGGUGACGGUGAAGUACGCGCCAACAGAGCCCGGACUCCAUGAGAUGGAAAUCAAGUAUGACGGCAGCCACAUCCCAGGGAGCCCCCUGCAGUUCUACGUGGACGCGGUAAAUAGCGGAGUGGUGAGCGCCUUCGGGCCGGGGCUGUCCCAUGGCGUGGCCAACAAGCCGGCCAUCUUCACCAUCAUCACCAAGAACGCGGGCGAAGGAGGUCUCUCUCUGGCCGUGGAGGGGCCCUCCAAGGCGGAGAUCUCCUGCAAGGACAACAAGGACGGCACGUGCACCGUAUCCUACCUGCCCACCGCACCCGGCGCCUACAGCAUCAUCGUCAAGUUCGACGACCAGCACAUCCCGGGCAGCCCCUUCACCGCCAAGAUCAUCGGGGACGGCUCAGUGAGGACCACGCAGCUGAGUGUGGGCACCGCCACCGACGUCUCGCUCAAGAUCCUCGAGUCGGACCUGAGCUCGCUCUCCUCCAGCAUCUGCGCGCCGUCCGGCAAGGAGGAAGCCUGCCUGCUCAAGCGUCUGCCCAACGGACACAUCGGGAUCUCGUUCACGCCGCGCGAGGCAGGCGAGCACAUGGUGAGCGUGCGCAAGGGCGAGCGCCAUGUGGCCAACAGCCCAUUCCGCAUCACCGUGGGGCCGUCAGACAUCGGUGACGCGGCCAAGGUGAAGGCCUGGGGACGCGGCCUCUCCGAGGGACGCACCUAUGAGGUCGCCGAGUUCGUGGUGGACACGCGCGGCGCUGGUUACGGGGGCCUGGGCCUGUCCAUCGAGGGCCCCAGCAAGGUGGACAUCAACUGCGAGGACCAGGAGGACGGCACGUGCCGCGUCACCUACUGCCCCACAGAGCCCGGCACCUACAUCAUCAAUAUUAAGUUCUCCGACCAGCACGUGCCCGGGAGUCCAUUUUCGGUGAAGGUAUCAGGCGAGGGCCGCAUGAAGGAGAGCAUCACGCGGCGCCGCCAAGCACCGUCCAUCGCCACCGUGGGGUCCACCUGCGACCUCAACCUCAAGAUCCCCGGGAACUGGUUUCAGAUGGUGUCGGCGCAGGACCGGCUGACGCGCACGUUUACGCGCAGCAGCCACACAUACACGCGCACGGAGCGCACGGAGAUCAGCAAGACGCGCGGCGGGGAGACAAAGCGGGAGGUGCGCGUGGAGGAGUCCACGCAGGUGGGCGGCGGCGAGCCGCCGUCCUUCCCCGCUGUCUUCGGGGACCUCAUCGGCCGCGACACGCGCUCGCCCUUCCGUCCCGACGAGGCCGGCACGUACGAGCUGACAGCACAGGUGACGAGCCCCGGUGGGCGCACGGAGGAAGCCGAGAUCGUAGAGGGCGACGACGGCACAUACAGCGUGCGCUUCGUACCGCGCGAGACCGGCGCGCACACCGUCGCCGUGCGCUACCGCGGGCAGCACGUGCCCGGCAGCCCCUUCCAGUUCACGGUGGGGCCGCUCGGAGAGGGAGGCCCCAACAAGGUGCGCGCCAGCGGGCCGGGGCUGGAGCGAGGGGAGGCCGGCAUGCCGGCGGAGUUCAGCAUCUGGACGCGGGAGGCGGGGGCUGGGGGGCUCUCCAUCGCCAUCGAGGGCCCUAGCAAGGCCGAGAUCUCAUUUGAGGAUCGCAAGGACGGCUCCUGCGGGGUCUCUUACGUCGUCACCGAACCCGGCGACUACGAGGUGUCCAUCCGGUUCAAUGACGAGCACAUCCCCGACUCGCCCUUCACAGUGCCUGUGUCGGUGCCAUCCGAGGAGGCCAGGCGCCUCACCGUAGCCAGCCUGCAGGAAUCGGGGCUCAAGAUAAACCAGCCGGCAUCGUUUGCGGUGCAGCUGAAUGGCGCGCGCGGCUCCCUCGACGCCAAGAUGCUGUCUCCAUCAGGCGCCCUGGAGGCCUGCAGCAUCACAGAGAUCGACGCAGACAAGUUCGCGGUGCGGUUCCUGCCCAGGGAGAACGGCACGCACAGCGUGGAGGUGAAGUUCAAUGGGAGCCACAUCCCCGGCAGCCCCUUCCGCGUGCGCGUCGGCGACCCUGGCCAGACCGGCGACCCCAGCCUCGUGUCGGUGUAUGGAGCCGGGCUCGAGGGCGGCACCACUGGCUCACCAGCGGAAUUCGUGGUGGACACGCGGCGUGCCGGCGCCGGCGCCCUGGCCGUCACGGUGGAGGGGCCCUCCAAGGCUAAGUUGGACUGCGUGGAGAGCUCCGAGGGCUACCGCGUCAACUACACACCCAUGGCGCCCGGCACCUACAACAUCUCCGUCAAGUACGGCGGUCCCGGCCACGUGCCCGGCAGCCCCUACAAGGCCAAGGUCACAGGCCCUCGCCUCGCAGGAGGCCACAGCUCGCACGAGACGUCCACGGUGCUGGUGGAGACGGUCACCAAGUCAUCCUCGAAGGCCUCCUCCUCAACAGCCGCUGUGGCCACCACCUCGUCGUCCUCAUCGUCAGCGAGCGCCCUCACAGGGACGGUGUCCGCCACCAGGUUCACGUCCGACGCGACCAAGGUGGUGGCGCGGGGACCUGGGCUGACAAAGGCCUACACGGCACAGAAGAACACCUUCACUGUGGAUUGCAGCAACGCCGGUACCAACAUGCUGAUGGUGGGGGUGCAUGGGCCCCGCACGCCGUGCGAGGAAGUGCACGUGAAGCACAUGGGCAACCGCGUCUACAAUGUCACCUACAUGGUGAAGGAAAAGGGCGACUACGUCCUCAUCGUCAAGUGGGGCGACGACGGCAUCCCCGGCAGUCCCUUCCACGUCACCGUGCCCUAGGGCGGUGCUGGUGGCCACCAGUGGGACACGGGGCCGGGCAGCUACGGCUAGGGUUCGCUGCGACGACAAUACGGUGAUGAUGAUGAUAGUGCAACGACGAUACCGCGACGCGUUUCCGUAUGGACGAUGCCAUCCGCGAUAUCCAUAUCGCCCAUUUGGUAGAAUGUCACCGUGAUUGUCGUAACUCAAUUUAUUUUAUUUGUUGACGCAAUAUUUUAAAGAUUUUUUUGUAUUUAUCACGGUUGCUGAGCACAGCCCCCAAGCCCCCCCCUCCUCCAAGGCACGAUAAUUAAAGAUCCCAAGUAACCAGCUCGUCGUGGCCAUUACUGUAAAUCAGUCCUUUGCAAAAUGUUUUCUGGAGGUAUUAAAGGCAUGAUGAUCGUA